Molecule: messenger RNA, 510 nt
Organism: Anopheles coustani
Lineage: Eukaryota; Metazoa; Arthropoda; Insecta; Diptera; Culicidae
Product: putative defense protein 3
Exons: 2
Coding region: 1-510 (169 amino acids)
Molecular function (GO): oxidoreductase activity, acting on metal ions
Source: RefSeq, a predicted model, not a curated record
AUGCUGUUUCGUGGAAAGAGUUUUUGUGCACUGGUAACAUUUGUUACCUACUGGCUUGUGCUUAUUUCGGAAACGGAGAGCUUUCCCGAUGGUGCCCCGGCGGAUACCUGUGUGAAAAGUCGUACCAACCAGCCAAAUCACGGUGCGGCCCGUAGUCAAAAUUUAGCCACGUUGCCAUAUCAAUUGACUGCAAGCGGCAGCCAGUACGGUCCCGGUACUCAGAUACAGGUUACGAUACAUGGCCAUCAGGAUGUUUUCCGUGGAUUCUUUCUGCAAGCUCGUGAUGGCCAGACUAAUGAAUGGAUCGGUUCGUGGUACGAGACCCCGAACACGAAGACUAUCCCGGAGUGUUCCUCGGUGACACACGCAGACAAUCGGGACAAGGAACAGGCCACCUUUGUCUGGCAGGCUCCAAAGGAUCGUCAGGGUCAGGUAUACUUUACUGGCACGGUUGUGAAGAACUAUGGCACAUUUUGGUCCAGUAUUGUAGCUUCUGCACCAGGAGCUUAA